AAAUAGAAGGACCGCAUUGGAACAAGUGGUGGAGGCGUUGGAGGAGUCAGACUUGCGUCCUCUGAUGCUAGAACGUCAGUUGGUUCAUGGUUUCCGGACACGACGGACCGACACGACAGAAACUAAAUAUCAUUGAUAAUAAUUAUCAACAUAUCUUGCAACAUAUCGGCUAACUAAAGGGUUUUUAAUAUUUUAAAAUUCAAUUAAAUUAUUCAUCAAAAGAAAAUGAAAAUAAUAUCAUUACUGAGUAGUUUUAUUUUAUAUUCAUAUUUAUCGUAUACUGUUAAAUGCCAGCGAUUAUCAGAUUAUCUAUUAGAGGCACAUACAACAACAGUAAGUCAUGUUCCGUAUAGAGAUAGGCGUAAUAAAGCUGAACCCUCGUGUGAAGAAUUACGGGCUAUGUGGAGAUACAGUAAAAGACAAAGUCGAGCCGUUGAAGUAACUAAUGAUUUACCUAUGUACCGUGAUCCAUUUUCAUACAAUGUUUGGGAAACUUAUCCAGUACGCUCUCAACCUUCUAUUGGAUAUAGAGAAAUAUACAAGUAUCCAGAUGAACGGGAUGAAGAAGCCCGUAAUCGUGGAGGCGGUAAGACUCCUGUUUAUGGUAAAGUUGUUCAUAAGGCACCCGCAGAAAGUCGAUUCCGUAAUGGCAUGCCUAACAAUCGAGCUAAAGCAUUUGAAGAAGUUACUAGAAUGUAUGGAACUAUUAAUCGGCAACCACCGGAUUCACGAAGACCCCAAUAUAAUUUCCGGGUUGGCGGAGGCGGUUCAUCAAUAUCUCAUGUUCCACAAGCUGGCAGUUUUCAACAUCUUAAAGAGUUAAUACGUACUGAACGUGCUCGUGAACUGCAGGAUCAACGCGCGGCUGAAGAAUUAGCAGCAAGAGCAGCAUCAGCGAAUAACAAUAAUAAUAAUAAUAAUGAUAUCUUCAAAAAUGAACAGAAAAAUAGUAAACUGACAGAUUCACAGAUCCAGUAUUUGAACUCUAUUAAAUCAUAUCAAGAACCAAAAAAUUUCAAGUUCAAUAACUACGAUAAAUCUAAAUAUGUCUCAAGUUUAACUGACUUUAAUGAUGCUUCAUUGAUUAAUUACAACUAUAAUCGCAAUCCACUGUUACAUUAAUUAAUAAUACAAGUUACACAACAAUGUGUAAUUAACUGCCCAACAUGAAUAAUAAAUAUUUUGAAAUUGAUGACAAUAAUACUAAAUAAUAAAAAAAGGAAUUAUUAAAUAGGUAUGUGUGAGUUAUAUAUAUAUAUAUAUAUAUACUAUGUAAAAUCCAUUUGUAUUGUUGGUAUAUUUAAAGCCACCAAAUAUCAACAUUAAUACAAUUGAUUGAAUACUUAUAUAUAUAUAUGUAUAUAUAUAUGUAUAAACUUGAUAGCAAUAUUACGAGCUCAUAAAAAAUGUAUGGAAAUUAUAAUGGACUGUAUGCUUGAGCAGACUCAAUUAUUUUUUAUUAUUAAUCACUAAUCAGUAAUUAAUUAGUUAGAGAAACAUAUUUAUUUUUAUUUAAUGAUUAGUUUAUAAAUAAUAAAAUACAGCAAAACGGAAGAUACUUUAUGAUAAUGAUGAUUACGCGUUAAAUUAAUCGAAUAAUGAGACAAUAAUAAAUGUUAAUUUAAUAAAAUAAUUAUACAAAAA
This is a messenger RNA of Cotesia glomerata, 1644 nucleotides long. RefSeq lists its product as uncharacterized. The coding region runs from base 226 to 1122 and encodes 298 amino acids. The record is from RefSeq and is a predicted model, not a curated record. NCBI's taxonomy places the organism in Eukaryota, Metazoa, Arthropoda, Insecta, Hymenoptera, Braconidae. The transcript has 6 exons.